This is a messenger RNA of Daphnia carinata, 5510 nucleotides long. RefSeq lists its product as uncharacterized. Gene Ontology annotation, biological process: presynaptic membrane assembly; synaptic vesicle endocytosis; chemical synaptic transmission. The record is from RefSeq and is a predicted model, not a curated record. Gene Ontology annotation, molecular function: neurexin family protein binding; signaling receptor activity. NCBI's taxonomy places the organism in Eukaryota, Metazoa, Arthropoda, Branchiopoda, Diplostraca, Daphniidae. Bases 16 to 5196 code for a protein of 1726 amino acids. Gene Ontology annotation, cellular component: synapse; cell surface; postsynaptic membrane. The transcript has 23 exons.
UGAAAUGACUUAACGAUGAAGGCAAUCAGUCACAUGGGCACAAGUCGAGUCGACUUGGAUGCAGUUGCUAUGGCUUGUGUCAAAUUAUUGCUACUCUUCAUCAUGGCAUGGGUCACGCUCCAGUGCUGCCCAGGCGGAAUCCGUAACUUGACUAGCGCUGUCCCAAUUGCGAGCCCAGGACCAUCGACUUCUUCCGGUUCAACUAGCAGCCCAGGAGGUCGAUUGGUCAGGACUAAAUAUGGGAGCCUACGAGGAUUCACGAUCCCAGGUAGCUCUGCUCAACCACAACCAACAACAUCAACUUCUUCACCAGCAGGAGGAAAUUACCGUAAAUUCGCUGGCGUUAAUACCCCUACGACGACAACUGGAAGCAACACGAAUAAUAACGUGGAGGCGUUUUUGGGCAUUCCUUAUGCUGCAGCGCCGGUUGGUUCGUUACGUUAUUUACCGCCUGCAAGCCCAGGUCCUUGGGGUCCGGCUGUUCGUCCUGCUCAUUCCCUACCACCGGCCUGUCCGCAGCAAAUGCCUCCUUUAUCCAACAGGACGGCCAGUUUGGAGACGAUGCCACGAGCACGCUACUAUCAACUCAAGAGGAUGCAGCUGAUGUUGGCCAACCAGAGCGAAGAUUGUCUCUUCCUCAACAUCUACGCACCUUCCGAAGGAUUUAGUGGAUCGGGGUCGCCGUUCACGUCAUUGGCUGUCGUCGUGUUGAUUCACGGCGAGUCUUACUCGUGGGGUGCUGGACAUUUAAUGGACGGUGGAAUGUUGGCCGCUAAAAGUCGAAUGGUCGUCGUCACGCUCAACUAUCGUCUCGGCAUUCUAGGAUUCCUGCAGACGGCCGCCAGUCCGACACCUGGGCAAACGCGCGGCAAAAGCAAACACGCCAUUCCCACGCAAGGCAAUUACGGUUUAUUGGAUAUCAUGGCGGCGCUAGUGUGGCUGAAAGAUAAUGUCGGCAAUUUUGGAGGUGAUUCUAAUCGAAUUACGUUAAGCGGCCAUGGAACAGGAGCCGCAUUAGUGAAUCUUCUGAUGAUUUCGCCCUUAGCUGCCGGAUUGUUUCAUCGUGCCGUGCUGAUGUCCGGCUCGGCGUUGAGUCCGUGGGCGUUGAAUCAUCAGGCCGGAUGGUUGAAAGCGGAGGUGGGCCGCCAGCUGAACUGCGGCCCGGAGCACAGCGCCAAGGAGGCGAAAGAAAUGAAUUGGAUGAUGGCCGACAUUGGCGAUUGUCUGAGAAAACGUUCGCUGGAGUCUCUGCUGGCCGUCCGUCUGCCGCCAACUCCGCGGUUCUGUACGACGUUCGCACCUUUCGUCGACGGAGCCGGAAUCGUGUCCGUCGAUCCGCUUCACGCUAUGCAAUCAUCCAGCCAAGACUUUGUGCGCAUUCCGCUUGUUGCCGGAGUGACAUCUAUCGAAAGUUAUCGUCAUACUGGAGACGCGGAUCUGCGUGAUGGAAUCAGCGAACAACGUCGAGAUCGGACAUUGCGAACGUUAAUCCGCAAUUUCUAUCAAUAUCAUCUCAACGAAAUCUAUUACGUCUUGAGGAACGAGUACACGGACUGGGAUCGUCCGUCCGCGCUGGACGCGCUGUCGAUGAGAGACAGCCUUUCAUUGGCUCUUAGCGAUGCUCUGGUGGUAGCGCCGCUGAUGCACGUCGUCCAUCUACACGCCCAAAGGUCGGCCAAUCCUUCUGGCACUUUUUUCUAUCACUACCAAGGCCAGCAACAACAGACGACCGUGCCCGUCUCGCAACACGGCCAGCAGCUCAACGAUGCCGAUCUGUCGGAAUAUCACCGUCUAGGAAGUGUGACGGGUGAUGAGCUGGAAGCGUUGGAACUGGAUGCCACAGCAAAUGGAGCCCCGCUGCAUUGGUCAGAGGACGGCCACCACGACGAUGCGUCCGGAUACGUCAACGACACGCUUUAUCACAACGAUCCAGCCACCGCAUCGCAGUUCCUUCCGUUCCUGACAGCCUUCGCCAGCACUGGGGACCCUAAUUUGGAGAUUGGAGGCAAAGGGGAACUCGUUCCCAGAUCGAAAUUGCGUUGGGAACCGUUCAACCUGCACUCGCAGUAUUACAUGGUCUUUGGAGGACAACAACAACAACACGCCCAUCUGAAGAGCCACUACCGAGGCCACCACAUCGCCGUCUGGCUCCAACUCAUCCCGCAGUUGCAUCAGCCGGCAAUCGAAUUAACUGGAACUUACUCCGCUUCGUCCGGGCAUCACCUAUUCGAUCAAAAAAACACGCCCGUCGACCAGUUCUACGAAGGAGUCGUCCGCCAGCAACACUUAUUCGUCAACAAUGGGAAUGUGACGACCGGCUGGCCCUCGCCGGGCAAAGCGCCAACGACCAUCGACAGGGCAAUAGCCGUUGAGUGUAGCAGUUUGGGCAGCUUUCAACAAUCCACUUCGAAUCAAGUGAAUGGCAAUCAAACGCUGAAUGGCACCAGUUCGUCAGGUGUGGCCGGUGACUGGGCCUUGGUGAAUCCCAACGUCAUGGCGUCGGAGACGGGCAGCAACAACAUCACGACAGGCAGCCCUGCGGUCAGUGGUACCGGACUCACGCUGGGCUUCUUGUGGACCAACGAAACAGCAUUGUGCAUCACCUUGGUGCUGGGCACAUUUUUUCUGGCAGCCAAUCUGAUCCUGUUUGCAGCUAUUUAUCGACGUCGUGUAGCCUGCGGCAAACGGGACGGCCAUCGUCAAGACGACAGUCCUAGUCUCCAAGCCACGAGAGCAGAGGCGGUACCACUCUCGUACUUCCAGUCUGUGGAUGCGGGACUCGACCAAAAUCAGUCGGAACUUGGCAUCGCGGUCCUUGCGAUUGCGCUCCAAGUGUUUGCGGAUGGCCACAGCCUUCUUGAUCAAGAAGUAGAGGUCUUCUGGCAGCUCGGGAGCGAGGCCUUUCUUCUUCAGGAUACGCAACACUUUGUUGCCGGUAACGAAACGCACCUGAGCAACUCCGUGAGAGUCUCGGAGAAAGCAAAAAUGGACGCAACAGUGCUGCGGUCAAAGGUACCGCCAACACCAAAAGACAACAGCCUUGUCAAAAUUGCUGUUGAAAUGGCAGGCAAACCACCUCAGUUGAUUGAAUUCAAUCAGAAACAACCUUUAGCUACAAUCAUUCAAGACCUCUGUAACUAUUGGAAUCUGACAGAUGCUGAGAUUUACGCAUUACGCUUCAACACGGAAACGACUCGAGCUUUUGUCAGUGAAAAAAAUCGCUUGGAAGUGAAAAACGGUUAUGUUUUGCAGUUGGGUUUCUCUCCUGGAAAAAUCAUGCAGAGCAUCUUAGAUCAGCUUUCUCCACAAUCGUCUCAUGAAGACAAAUUGAAGGCUAUCCAUGAGCUAGCUGGCUAUGCCACUGAUCCCACUUUCACUGCCGAAUUCACUGAGAAACUAGGCAUGAAAACGCUUAUUGGUUAUGUUGAAAACAUGGAGAGCGGCAAAUUAUCCGACCAGAUUACAGUUCACCUCCUACCAGCAUUCGUCGACUUGAUGGAUCACGGUCUUACGCAAUGGGAUGUGUUAGAAGCGACAUUCAUCAAGCGAAUAGCUUCCUUCAUCAACAACCAAUCAAGCGCACAGGAUCCACGUACGUUACAAGCCGCACUGUCUAUUCUAGAGAGUCUUGUGCAAAAUUCUACUACCAAGUACGCCUUAGUCGAGAAAGAGCUGACAAUCCCCAACUUGGCUAUGCACUUGCAAAACACUUCAUCGGCCAUUCAACAAAACACUUUGGCGUUGAUCAACGCCCUCUUUCUAAAAGCCGAUGACUCCAAACGUACUGCCAUGAGCAAAACCCUCAAUGCUCGCCAGAUUCGUAAUAUUAUUGUCAUGAGUAUUAUUCAAGUGCCUGGAGUGGCGAGUGGAAACGAGAUAGCUCAUCAGCUACACGUGCUCCAAACAUUGAUGCUAAACGUGCUAGAAGAGCCGAUGAACCGCUCCAUCGAACCUGGGGAUGUGGAAGCUCAAGAGAAAAUCAAAGAACUCCGCCGGAUCGCCUUUGACAAUGACGGUAGCGAUUCAAUCACUCCCGUCAAGGAUGUAGCCACCCGCAAACAGAUCAUUCCGAGGGACUUUCGCAAAUUGGGUUUCAAGAACGAUGCUACACCCCUUAAUGAUUUUGCUCAGGUUCCACCAGGUGCUUUGGCUCUUGAUGCUAUGCUUUAUUUUGCCAGUUAUCACCCGGAAAAAUAUUCCAGGGUUGUGCUCGAAAAUUCGGGACGAGGAGAUGAAUAUGACUGUCCAUUUGCCCGAGCAGCCAUUGAACUCACAAAAUUAUUGUGCGAAAUUCUCAAGAUUGGAGAGCCCCCGACCGAACAAGGAACGUUAUUUCACCCCAUGUUCUUCAAUCACGAUCAUCCUUUUGAAGAACUCUUUUGCAUUUGCAUUGUGGUGGUGAACAAAACAUGGAAAGAGAUGCGGGCGACGGUGGAAGAUUUCGCCAAAGUCUUUUCGGUCGUUCGCGAACAAAUCACUCGUGUUCUGGCCGGUCGUCCGCUCACGCAGGAAAUAUUCAAGGAGAGAAUAGCUGCGCUUACCUACGCUGAAAUUACUGACCUUUGGCAACAGGAGCGUACCAGUCGCGAAAAGUGGGAGUCGAGAUCGCGACCCAUCAUGGAAUUGCGGCAACAGAUCGAACCCGAAAUAAUCGAACUCAUCCAACAACAACGACUUGGCUUCCUUACAGAAGGGACGCGUUUCAGCAAAUAUACCAACCGAGGGAGAGUUAAAGACAAAUUUUGGUACGUUCGUUUAUCGCCUAAUCACCGUGUCCUGCACUAUGGCGAUUGCGAUGAAAAGAGUGUUCCAGCGCUAGAUGAGCUGACGGACAAAUUACCUAUUGUCGACAUCCGCACGCUUGUCACCGGCAAAGACUGCCCACAUAUGAAGGAUCUAAAGGGGAAGAAGACGACGUCACAGUUUCCUUUUUCGUUGAUGCUCGAUUCGAAUGACGUUGGAUCGCUCGAUUUCGUGGCACCCGAUCAACAAACAUUCGACUAUUGGGUUGACGGAAUAAAUGCCCUGCUAGGCAAUAAAAUGACUAGCAAAGAGGCUAUGGCCGAUUUGGAGUUUCUACUUUCGAUGAACACAAAACUCAGACUUCUCGAUGUUGAAGGCUUAGAUUUGCCCGAAGAGCCGCCAGCGAUACCCCGCGAACCAACCAAUUACGAUUUUGCCGUUGAAAUUAAGUAGAGCUUAUUUGCACGCGUAUAUAUUUUGCGGGAACAAGAAUUUGACACACUGAUAUACCUAGUCGUUCAACGAGGAAAAAACAAAACCCGUGUCUUCCCAUUUCUAGUACCUUUCUCCUUUACAGAUCGUGUUACUAAAGAUCUCGAUUGCUUUUGAAAUAACACCGUUUACCUCACUGAAAAAGAAAUAUCAAUUAUGAGGCAAGAAGACAACUCCCAAAGUAUCAAACAUCCCGAUAGGAAUCGUAAUAUUGCAAUUGACGAAUUGAAAUUUUUAUGAGAUGAGUCAUACAAUAGACAUUUUUUUUUUUCGAA